AUGGUCAAACUCAUCCAGCCAAAGGUCACACCCUUGCCAGCGGGUAUUGACCUUACAGGCAAGACAGCAGGUUGUCACAGGAGCAAGCUCGGGGCUGAGUCUCAAAGUAACCCGGCAGCUACUGCAACUGCAGGCCUCAACGCCGUCCGCAACAUUGCCCAGGGUGAAGCCUGCGUCAAGGACCUCCUCAGAGGCCAGAAGAUCCAGCAGCGUAAUCUUAGUGCUACUAUCAGAUUGAUGGAGCUUGACGCAGACCGUGGUCGAGGGCCGGGGUCUCAUGGCAGGUUUUUGGGUGAUAAGGCCAUCAUGAAAUAA
Molecule: messenger RNA, 315 nt
Organism: Penicillium antarcticum
Lineage: Eukaryota; Fungi; Ascomycota; Eurotiomycetes; Eurotiales; Aspergillaceae
Exons: 3
Coding region: 1-315 (104 amino acids)
Source: RefSeq, a predicted model, not a curated record